Salvelinus fontinalis (brook trout) is the source of this 552-nucleotide messenger RNA. RefSeq names its product platelet-activating factor acetylhydrolase IB subunit alpha1-like. Lineage: Eukaryota; Metazoa; Chordata; Actinopteri; Salmoniformes; Salmonidae. The record is from RefSeq and is a predicted model, not a curated record. The annotation marks the transcript as partial. The transcript has a single exon.
AUUCCGGACAUUAUUGUGAGCUCUUCGCCUCUCAGCAGCCUCCUGUGCUAUCAUGUAUGUUUCCAACCACAGGGAGUGCUACCCAGGGGUAAGAUGCCCAACUCCCUGCGGGAGAGGAAUGCCCAGGUUAACAAGCUGGUUCAGGAGGCUGUGUCCUCUCUCCCCCACGCCUCCCUCCUCAAUGUGGACCCCGGCUUGGUGCACUCGGACGGCAGCAUCUCCCACCAGGACCUGUAUGACUACCUCCACCUCACCCCGCAGGGCUACCAGGCUGUGUGCCAGCCGCUACACGCCCACCUCAAGGGCCUGCUGGAGAAACAGGCUGAUAACUGAAGGCCAAAGACCAACUGAUGGAGAACUGAUGGCCAAUGACCAAAUGACUCACUACAUCAGAGGUAAAAACACUGGUCCUGGAGAGCCACAAGAGUACAGGCUUUUAGCACAUUCACUACUUUAAUAAGAACACUUAGUAUUUUAGUACAGCCUUUUGUUCCAUCCCAUGAUUCAAAUAAUAUCUAGUCCUUGAUUGGUUGAAUCACGUUUUAUGUUUUA